Heterobilharzia americana is the source of this 1410-nucleotide messenger RNA. The record is from the annotation of a GenBank genome assembly. NCBI's taxonomy places the organism in Eukaryota, Metazoa, Platyhelminthes, Trematoda, Strigeidida, Schistosomatidae.
AAAUGUAUAGCGCUAACACGUCACAUGUUUCAGAUAAUCUUCAUCUUCUCACUAAGCUGUUCAAAUUUAUCAAAGGGACCAGUUGCUUUAAAUUUGCAAAGCAAAGGUGAUCCACAAAUUACACCACGAAUACACUUACAUCCAGAUGGAAUAGCAAGUGGGACGUAUUGGAUGCGUCAGGCUAUAUUAUUUGAUAAACUCAAAUUAACCAAUAAUCCAUUCGAUCAAAAUGGUCAUAUAAUAUUAAAUUCAAUGCAUAAAUAUCAAACUAGGCUGCAUGUUAUCUAUGCAGAUGAAAUGGAUGAAGUUAUGAAGAGAAAUGACAAAGAAAUAAGUUUGUUUUGUACAAAUUCACCAAGAUGUAUGAAAAGAACAUUUACAUUUCCAGAGACUAAAUUUUUCGCUGUAACAGCUUAUCAAAAUAACAAAGUGACACAGUUGAAAAUUUCUAGUAAUCCAUUCGCUAAAGGAUUUCGAGAUUGUGAUUCUGAAAACUGCUGCUCAGAUAAUCAACCAUCGCAAUGUACCCAAGAAAUUCAGAAAGAAAGAAAUGAAAACUGUUGUAAACGAAUGUUAAUUAGAGAGCUUAGGAAAACUAACGUUGGAAGCCUUUUGGAAGGUAAUAUGCGUGUGCAAACUAUACCAGUGAAAAUGGAAGGGAAAUUAUCAAAGAAAAUGCGUUGUAAAAUAUCGAAAAAGCGAAAUAAAAAGGCUUCUGAAGAUGAUAACUAUCAAUGUUCACACUUUUAUGACAAGAGUUCAACAGCUGAACAUGCGGUUGUACCCAAUGAAUUGAGUAUAAUAUCAGUGAAUAAUGAGGAGUCGGUGUACAGUUUCAUUAACUCACCACUAAGCAUGAACACUAAUCAAUUUCAAAAGCCUUUAAAUAGUCAUUUAUCAGAAGAUUUCAAAGACAAGUUGUUUUCACCUUCAAUGAUGAAUAUUUUUGAGGCGACAACAUGCAAUGAUCAAGUCAAUAGUACACAAUUCGAGUUAAACUUGAAUCAACAUUUUCUAAUGGAUCAUAGUAUUCCCUCUGUUUGUUCUUCAGUGGAUGGACUGAUUCCGAAUAGGGGAUAUUAUUGUGAAUCGAAUGACAAAAAUUCUAAUGUUUAUGGGUUGUUUGAACAAACUCCAGUUAUUUAUGAUUGUUGUGAUAUAGAAACGAAAAAUGAAAUUCAUAUUAAUGAAACAACAGCAGAAACAAUUUGCUUAUCAACAAAUUAUCAAGGACUGGUUUAUAGUUUACCAGAAACACUUAAUAUAAAUAAAAAUAUAAGUGAUGUCAUCACAAGAGAACAGAUGAAUGAUAAUACAGCUUAUCAUGAAGUUAUAAAUGAUCAAUGUCAAGGUCACCUUCACCAUAUAACUAAUCCUUUGUGGGAAAUAAAGCACUUUACUGGGAUAUAA